GAAGAAUUAAUAUGGAACGUUGGUUAAAUAAAAUUGCAGUGGUAACAGGUGCCAGUUCUGGCAUUGGGGCAGCCAUUGUUAAGGAUCUUGUUAAAAAUGGCGUGCAAGUCGUUGGUUUAGCCAGACGUGUUGAACGUGUUGAGGAUAUUAAAAAGGAAUUGCCCAAAAACUUGCAAACAAAACUGACAGCUUUGAAAUGUGAUGUUGGAAAUCUGAAAUCGGUAAAUGAGACAUUCGACCGAGUAGAGGGCGAUUUUGGUGGCAUAGAUAUUCUAGUCAAUAAUGCUGGAUGCCUCAAACUAGGACAAUUAACCACCAUGAGUGUAACUGAUGUAGAACAAACACUGCAAACAAAUGUCAUGGGUGUCGUCUAUUGUACUCAACGUGCUUUUCAGUCAAUGAAAAAACGUAAUUUCAAUGGUCAUGUUGUGCUCAUCAAUAGUGUAGCUGGCCAUAAUAUUAUAGGCAGUGUUGUUGGUAGUGCACCCGACUUUAAUAUUUAUCCGGCUAGUAAAUUUGCCAUAACAGCAAUGACAGAAAUCUACAGGCAGGAGUUCAAUGGAUUGGGUACAAAGAUAAAAGUAACUAGCAUUAGUCCUGGAGCUGUGGAUACAGAAAUUUUAAAUACUAAUAUUAAAACUGCACUGGAAGGUACUAUUCUAAAAGCUGAGGACAUUGCUUCGGGUGUUUUGUAUGCCAUUUCAACGCCACCUCAUGUGCAAAUUCAUGAAAUGAUUAUUAAGCCGGUUGGGGAAAUGUUUUAAGCAGAU
Calliphora vicina (urban bluebottle blowfly) is the source of this 770-nucleotide messenger RNA. RefSeq names its product farnesol dehydrogenase-like. Bases 12 to 764 code for a protein of 250 amino acids. The transcript is spliced from 2 exons. NCBI's taxonomy places the organism in Eukaryota, Metazoa, Arthropoda, Insecta, Diptera, Calliphoridae. Gene Ontology annotation, molecular function: oxidoreductase activity. The record is from RefSeq and is a predicted model, not a curated record.